UGACACCUGCCUGAGGGGCCGCACCCAGCGAUACUUUACAGAAUCACUCCCAGGUCCAGAUUUAGGUUUGAUGAGGCCCUAAGCUACUGAAGGUUUUGCAUACAUUUGACAAUGGAUGGUUCCUCAGAAGGAAAUGUUCCAGCAGGAGAACAACCUGCAGCUGCGGGGCUGGUAGGAGCAAUUAGCACUUGCACUAAAGAGCAAAAACAACAGCAACAAAUAGAGCGUCAGCUGAAAUGCCUGGCAUUUCAAAAUCCUGGACCGCUUCUAGCAGACUUCAACCCUGAAACCCGAGAGCAGCAGAAGAAAGCCUGCAUGUCAAUGAUAAACCAGGAUUGUUUUAACAAUACAAAGAAACCCUUGAAGAAAUAUGACAAACACGGCCGGCUGCUUUCCGGUAAAGCGGAUUUGUGUGACUGCCUGGAGAAGAACUGCUUGGGCUGCUUCUACCCUUGCCCUAAAUGCAAUUCCACCAAGUGUGGGGCAGAGUGUCGCUGCAACCGGAAAUGGGUUUACGAGCAGAUUCAAAUAGAGGCCGGGCCGAUUAUCAGAUUUCCAUUUUAAACGGCUUUUUACCUGACCACUGUUGUUGUGAAACAGAGGCUGGACUUAUUUUAUUUCAUAUUUAUUUAUUUAUUUAUUUAUUUAUUGUUUAUUUAUUUAUUUAUGAAGAGAGAGGGGUGUUAUUCAUCCUGUUAGAGGAACAAAAUGCCUGACAUUCAAAGACGGGUAGCAGAGUUGUCAGGGUGUGACAUGCAGACCAUAAUAUUGAGUGUGGAAGAGAGUGGAGCUUAACACUUUCACCACCCACCACUUACCUGCUCCAAAUCACUCCCCAAGCAGUCUUUCCCACCUGUGGGGGCCAAAAUACAUGCACAGCCACAUUUUGAACACUAGGUGUAUGGAGUUGGGAAAGGGCAGAUGAAAAAGUUCAAGCACUUUCUCAUAUCUUUUUGUUCACGUUUGCUCUGAGCCAGGCGUUGGUUCAUAAUAUGUUGCUGAGCCUCUGAGUUUCUUCAAUUUAAACAAGUUAGGAGUUGGAAUUGGCUACUAGGAAGUUUAUUUAAUCUUUCUCAUCUGUUAAGGCAGUAGAGAAGGGGGGCGGGCGGGCGAGAUUUGAACAUUUUCGUUGGACAGAUCCAGCUGCCUUGGGAAUAAACCAAUUCAUAGCCAGCAGAAGCAAAUUAAAGAAAAAGCAGGCCUCCCCUCUUUAAAAGCUCAUUAUUUCUUGACUGCAUCUAUACAUGCCUCAUAUAGAUUAUUGUACCCUGUUAUUGCUCAGGUGAAAAGACUAUGCCCUCCUGAAAAUCACACUGCAAAGUGACUCUUGCGAACAGAAGGAGGAAAGGGGGAACCAAGGAAUUCAAGAUUAAUGAAAGCCUCUUCUUUUUCCCCAACGGGCUGCCGCACAACUCGAAAAUUGAUUCCUUCUGUGUUUAUCAUCUGUGCAGAACGAGGGGCUAUCAAAGUAAAUGUUUAAGUCCUUGAGCAAAGUUGCAGAAAAUAAAGUUGGAUAUAAAUA
This is a messenger RNA of Lacerta agilis (Sand lizard), 1522 nucleotides long. It is a transcript of the gene ARL14EPL, whose product is annotated as ADP ribosylation factor like GTPase 14 effector protein like. Gene Ontology annotation, cellular component: intracellular membrane-bounded organelle. Bases 112 to 564 code for a protein of 150 amino acids. The record is from RefSeq and is a predicted model, not a curated record. The transcript has 4 exons. Lineage: Eukaryota; Metazoa; Chordata; Lepidosauria; Squamata; Lacertidae.